AAAUAUUUGCUGUUGUUGUUGUUGAUGUAAGAUGCAAAAAUAAAGAAGAUAUAACCAGUUUGCCAAAUUUAGAAGAAAACUUUUCAAUUUGCCCUUAACCACAAACGUUGUUUUAGUUGCCAUGGCAACGUGAAGUUAAGCAACAAACAAGGUCAAUUAAAGUUUACACUAAAAUGUUUCUGGAACGAAUUUUUCCAUAUAUUCGACCAUUUAUUAAAUGGUUUCUUCAUGUAUUUACCCGCCUAUGUGAACUGCAGCGGAUAUGCUACGGUGCCAGGUCCGGGGCAAGUAGAACUCGGCAAGUGGAACGAUCAUUGAGACUAUCAAAAAACUCCGAUAUCAAGCGGUUAGUGUUCGAAUUGGAUGAGGCAGCGCCUUUUGCCGAGGACAGGGAAUUGCUUUAUUUUGCUCCACGGGCAGCCCACAUUGUCAUGCGUGCGAAGAGUAUCAAGAGCACCGUACAUCCUGAUUUUGCCCGACUCUUUGGCAAUUGUGUUACCAGCAUUUGGGGCUAUCAGCGGCUUCAACAUCAAGUGGAAGAGCUGCGCGCCGAGAAAUACGAUUCGGAAGAUUUGGAACAUGAACAGAAAUUACUCCAACUUUGGCAGCUUCUUAUGCCCGAAACACCACUCUCCGCUCGUAUAACCAAACAGUGGCAAGACAUUGGUUUCCAAGGCGAUGACCCCAAGACGGAUUUUCGUGGCAUGGGUCUACUUGGAUUGGAGAAUUUACUUUACUUCGCCAGUGCCUACAACGAUGCGGCCAAGCACGUACUUUUGCAUUCAAUGCAUCCCACAUUAGGUUACACAUAUGCAAUUGUUGGCAUUAAUCUCACCUCGAUGGCCUACAAACUGCUCAAAUCAGGAGCCGCCAGAACCCAUUUCUAUAAUCAGGCCGCCUUACAUAAGCAAAACUUUAGUUCUCUCGAAGAUUUUCAUAAGUUGUAUUGCUAUUUGUUCUUUGAAUUUGAUCGAUACUGGCUGGAUAGCGAUCCCCGGGACAUAAUGGAUUUUCGAGAGAUAUAUCAAAGUUUUGAAAUAACCAAACUAGAGGCUUUGCAUAAUGAUAAUACACUCUUUAAAACCAAUUUGAUAGUGGAAAACGUUUAAAUAAAAUUACCCAAAAAAUAUAGAAAUAUUUUAACAAUAAACACAAGCACAAAAUACUUUA
Molecule: messenger RNA, 1170 nt
Organism: Drosophila willistoni
Lineage: Eukaryota; Metazoa; Arthropoda; Insecta; Diptera; Drosophilidae
Product: ELMO domain-containing protein 2
Exons: 2
Coding region: 174-1109 (311 amino acids)
Molecular function (GO): GTPase activator activity
Source: RefSeq, a predicted model, not a curated record